UCUUCACUAUCUUCUUCCUCAUCCAAUUCAAUCGGAGAAACAAAGAAAAAUUCUUCCUCAAACAGAAAAUUUUUUCUCAUCCAAUCAGAGAAACAAACAAAAAAUCCUUAUCGAUAAUCCUUCAUCUACGAACCCAGGAGCUGAAUUCGCGAUGAACCCCGCGCUUGGGUUUCGAGAUGAACCCAGCGCCUGGGUUCGCGACGAAUCCCGCGCUUGGGUUCCGAGACGAACCUAAGAGCUGGGUUCAUGACGAACCCCACGCCUGGGUUCGUCUCGGAACCCAGGCAUUGGGGUCGCGAGGAACCCAGCGCCUGGGUUCGCCAGGAACCCAGCGCCUGGGUUCGUCGACGAACCCAGGAGCUGGGUUCACGACGAACCCCACGCCUGGUUUCGCGACGCAAGCUCGCGACGAACCCCACGCCUGGUUUCGCGACGAACCUUGCGCCUAGGUUCGCGCAAACCCAAAUGUGAAAAAAAAAAAGGAUAAAAGAUAAAAACAGCCAAAUAAAGGGUGGAUAAUGAU
Rubroshorea leprosula is the source of this 523-nucleotide messenger RNA. The record is from the annotation of a GenBank genome assembly. Lineage: Eukaryota; Viridiplantae; Streptophyta; Magnoliopsida; Malvales; Dipterocarpaceae.